Gryllus bimaculatus (two-spotted cricket) is the source of this 1800-nucleotide messenger RNA. Lineage: Eukaryota; Metazoa; Arthropoda; Insecta; Orthoptera; Gryllidae. The record is from the annotation of a GenBank genome assembly.
AUGGCGUGUGGACUGCGCGCGCUCGCGCUGUGCGUCGCGCUGUGCGUCGCGCUGGCCGCGGCCACGCCCCCCCGCGCGCACAAGAACCCCUACGUGCUGCCCGGUCGCUCCGCCGUCGUCCACCUCUUCGAGUGGAAGUUCCGCGACAUCGCCCGCGAAUGCGAGGAGUUCCUCGCCCCCAAGGGUGCAACCGUCUGCAUUGUCAAGACGUACUCUGUUUAUAAAAUGACUUCUCCCAUCGCUGAACAUUUGUCCCAACCGAAGAAAGGACACCCCUGGUGGGAGCGUUAUCAGCCCAUGUCGUUCAGAAUCGUCAGCCGCUCCGGGAACGAAUCGCGAUUCGCUGAAAUGGUGGAGCGAUGCAACUACGUAGGCGUCAGAGUGUACGUUGAUGUGGUAUUCAAUCACAUGACUGGUCCUUUGAAACCAGCGCGCAGUAUUGCAGGCACUUCUGCGGACGGUAUUAACAGAAACUAUCCGGAAGUUCCGUUCCACAAUAAGCACUUCAAUCCUAAGUGCGACAUUCACACCUAUAACGACGUUAACCAGGUUCGCAACUGUUUGCUCAGUGGUUUAAAUGAUCUAAACCAAACCAACAUAUAUGUUCGAGAAAAAAUUAUAGAUUUUCUUAACCGUUUGAUUGACCAUGGAGUAGCAGGCUUUCGAGUUGAUGCAGCCAAACACAUGUGGCCGGCGGACCUUGAGUACAUUUACAGUCAAGUAAAAAAUCUCAGUGCUCGCCAUGGGUUUGCUCCUGGACUGAGACCUUUCAUUUACCAGGAAGUUAUCGACCUUGGGGGCGAAGGCGUUAAGAAGACAGACUACAAUGCCCUCGCUCGCGUCACGGAAUUCAAGUACGGCGCUGAAAUCGGGAACGUUUUUCGAGGAAACAAUGCGAUGAAGUGGCUGAAAAAUUUUGGCAGUGAAUGGGGGCUGCUACCCAGUGGCGACGCUUUGGUGUUCGUGGACAACCACGACAACCAGCGAGGACACGGGGCUGGAGGCCCCACCAUCAUCACCCACAAGGAGCCCCGACUGUACAAGAUGGCUGUAGCAUUUAUGCUUUCCUGGCCUUACGGAUACCCACGUGUUAUGUCCAGUUAUUCUUUCAACAACACGGACAAAGGCCCUCCAAUCAACAAAAACAGCUCCAUAAAAAACGUCACAAUCACCAGCAAUGGAAAAUGCGGAAAUGGGUGGGUGUGUGAGCAUCGUUGGCCGGCAAUUGUCAAUAUGAUCGAGUUCCGGAACAGAGUUGAUGGAACUGCUGUGACAAACUGGUGGGAUAACGGCAACUAUCAAAUUGCGUAUUCGAGAGGCGACAAAGGAUUUAUUGUGUUCAACGGUGAGAAGGGUGCAGACCUCAAGCAGAUCCUUAAGACCGGACUUGCAGAAGGUUCUUAUUGUGACGUAAUAUCUGGCCAAAAGAUGCGUAAUAAAUGCACAGGAAGAACAGUUGACGUCGGAAAGGAUGGAAAUGCAGCUAUUACCUUAUUGAAAGAGGAAGAAGGCGUGUUGGCCAUACAUAUUGGGACCCGCGGAGAGCAAGGAGCCGGCGGCGGCGGCAGCGUCGGAGGCAGUGGAGGCGGUGGUGGUGGUGGCGGUGACCGCGACAGUGGCGAUGAUGGGGGUGGAUAUGGUGAGGUGGCGGUGGUAGUGAUGAUGGUGGUGGCAGCAGUGGCGAUGUCGUUAGUGGAGAUGGCAGCAGAGGCGGUGGCAGUGGCGUUGACGGUGGUGGCAGAAGAGACGAUGAUGGUGGAAAAAAGCGGGGGUGGCAGCGGAAUUGAUGAUGAUGGAUGA